This is a messenger RNA of Clonostachys rhizophaga, 528 nucleotides long. NCBI's taxonomy places the organism in Eukaryota, Fungi, Ascomycota, Sordariomycetes, Hypocreales, Bionectriaceae. The record is from the annotation of a GenBank genome assembly.
AUGAGCGCAACUUCCGCCGCAGGCUCGUUGCUACGACGCCAGCUCAAAGAGAUGCAGAAGAGCAAGGACCUGCCUGGCAUCUCGUGCGGUCUGGUCAGCGACAGCAACUUCUUCGAGUGGGAGGUUAUGCUUAUGAUCAAUGACGAUUGCAAAUACUACGGAGGAGGCAACUUCCGGGCCAAGCUGGUCUUCCCAGAAACAUACCCGCUCAUGCCCCCAACGCUGACCUUCCAAACUCCGAUCCCCUUCCACCCGAAUAUCUACGAGAACGGCAAACUGUGCAUAUCCAUCUUGCACCCGCCCGAGGAGGACCAGUAUGGAUACGAGCAGGCCUCGGAGCGUUGGAGCCCGGUCCAGACUCCGGAGACGAUUUUAUUGAGCACAAUCAGCCUAUUUCACAGUCCCAACGACGAGAGUCCCGCAAACGUCGAGGCGGCCAGACUACUACGUGAGGAGAGAGAGGGCAAACAUAAAGAUUUCAGGAGGAAAUGCCGGAAGUGUGUGAGGGAAAGUCUCGGUGAGGACUAA